Messenger RNA from Dromiciops gliroides (monito del monte), 403 nucleotides. It is a transcript of the gene SCGB1A1, whose product is annotated as secretoglobin family 1A member 1. The coding region runs from base 38 to 313 and encodes 91 amino acids. NCBI's taxonomy places the organism in Eukaryota, Metazoa, Chordata, Mammalia, Microbiotheria, Microbiotheriidae. The transcript has 3 exons. The record is from RefSeq and is a predicted model, not a curated record. Gene Ontology annotation, cellular component: cytoplasm. Gene Ontology annotation, biological process: signal transduction.
CUGCUCCUGACACAGACCGAGCAACCCCGGCCCCACCAUGAAGCUGACCCUUGUUUUCAGCCUGGUUGCCCUGACCCUCUGCUGCACCCGGGCCUCUGCCAACCUUUGCCCAAGUUUUGUGCAAGUCACCGAUAUCCUCUUCAAGGGCACGGCCCAGCAGUAUCUCAAAUCCAUUCGGUGUUUCCAACCCGAUGAGGCCAUGGAGGCUGCUGCGAAGCUGCUCAAGAAAAAGGUGGACACCCUCUCGGACGCUACCAAAAGAGACAUGGGGAGGCUGAUGGAAAAAAUCGUGAACAGAAGCUGCUGUCCAUGAAGCCCACUUAUUUCGUUCCCUGAUAUCACCAAAUGCCGAAUCGUUGAAUGCCAGGUCCUGGGUCCUUGUUCCUUCACCUUUACUAUCUGA